UUUGCAAGCCUCGGCAAACAACAAAGACUUCCGAGGAGCCAAACGGGGGAAGCAGAGGAGGAAAAAAAGAAGAAGGAAAUAAAAGAAAGAAGAGCCUCCUUCUCCUCUCUGCAAAACAAUACCGUGCGCAUCCCUCCUUAUCUUACGCACCCCUGGUUGGCUUUUCCCUCCAUCUCAUCCACAUCUUCAUCAGAUACUUUGAUUCCUUGAUUUUCUCGCUUGUGAUUUCAAAUGGGCAUUGGUGAAAUCUAUCUAGAUCCAUGGGAACGAUCUCUCUCUUGAGGGGUUUUUGAUCUGUUGGUCGGAUUUCAUCCUUCUUUCUCGUCUGUUGAUGUAUCUUAUCAUCUUCACGAUAGAUCGAAAUGCGAAGAAACUAUACCGGUUUCUAAGCAUUCUCAAGCUCUUGUAUCUGCCCUUUCAGCAGAAAGGCUUCUCCUUUUGUCUCCCGAGAGAUCGAUGGGAUAAGGAGUUUGCCAUGUUGCAGGCGGGGUAAUUUGGUAAUCGGGUCUUUCUCUGGUACUUUCGGGGUUUUUUUUUUUUCCUUUUUAUUUUGGGGUGAGAGGGGAUCGAGAUGGGCUCCUCGCAAGGAUCGACGCUGACGACGAACGUGGCGGAAUUCGUUGACGGGUCGUCGGCUCGUGGGGAGGUUUGCUUCGUUGAUUGCUUGCCGGUUUAUGUUAAGGAGCUGAUUGCUGGAGGGACGGCAGGGGCGUUUGCAAAGACGGUGGUUGCCCCGUUGGAGCGGAUCAAGAUUCUUUUGCAGACAAGAACUGAAGGGUAUCAUUCUCUGGGAGUGCUACAAUCUUUAAAGAAGUUGAUGAAGAAUGAGGGUGUUCUAGGUUUCUACAAAGGAAAUGGUGCUAGUGUUCUUCGGAUUGUUCCAUAUGCAGCAUUACACUUCAUGACAUAUGAGCAAUAUCGAUGUUGGAUUCUGAGCAACUAUUCUGCCUUGGGAACAGGACCUUUUAUAGAUCUUUUAGCUGGUUCAGCGGCUGGAGGAACAGCAGUUUUAUGUACUUAUCCCUUAGAUUUGGCUCGAACCAAACUUGCUUAUCAGGUGAGAGGCCCAAGUGGAAGUUUUGGACAUGGUAUGAAUAGUUUUCAAAUCCAGCCAGCUUACCAUGGGAUAAAAGAUGUGUUUAAGAGUGUUUAUAUGGAAGGUGGAGUACGUGGUCUGUAUCGAGGUGUGGGUCCAACACUCAUUGGGAUACUCCCAUAUGCUGGUCUGAAGUUCUACAUAUAUGAGGAGCUCAAGACCCAUGUCCCUGAAGAACACCAAAAGUCUGUAGCAAUGCGUCUUUCUUGUGGAGCUUUAGCUGGUCUGUUUGGACAGACGUUCACAUACCCAUUAGAUGUGGUUAGGCGGCAGAUGCAGGUUCAGAGUAUGCAGUCAUCAAUUCAACAAGGUGAUCCCGAAUUCAGAAGCACAAUGCAAGGGCUCACCACCAUUGUCCAUAGGCAAGGAUGGAGACAGUUGUUUGCUGGUCUGAGCAUCAACUAUGUGAAGAUUGUCCCUUCAGUGGCCAUUGGUUUCACUGCCUACGACAUGAUGAAGUCUUGGCUACGGGUGCCUCCUCGAGAGAAAGCUCGUGUGUCGGUAUCUGCAUGAGGCGAGGAUUAAUGGUCAAUGUGAUAGGUGGGGUUGUGGACAACCCAACUGACCGUCGGGUUGAGUUGCCAAUGCUUGAGUAUGUGAAGCUGGCUUGACAGCAGGUCACAUUAUUUGGAUGCAGUGCAGUAAAUGUGAUAGUUGGGGUUGUGAAGCUGGAUUGACAGCUAUUGGCAUUGUUUAGGUGCAGUACAGUAAAAGUGCGGAGCAUGUUAUCCCCCCUAAGCUGUGUUUGGCACAAGAAAUAUAAGAAAACUUACAUACUGGCUUCAAAAUGCA
Magnolia sinica is the source of this 1888-nucleotide messenger RNA. Its product is annotated as mitochondrial carrier protein CoAc1. Gene Ontology annotation, biological process: transmembrane transport. The record is from RefSeq and is a predicted model, not a curated record. Gene Ontology annotation, cellular component: mitochondrial inner membrane. The transcript is spliced from 7 exons. NCBI's taxonomy places the organism in Eukaryota, Viridiplantae, Streptophyta, Magnoliopsida, Magnoliales, Magnoliaceae. Bases 572 to 1609 code for a protein of 345 amino acids.